Messenger RNA from Eutrema salsugineum, 891 nucleotides. RefSeq names its product stress enhanced protein 2, chloroplastic. Gene Ontology annotation, biological process: cellular response to high light intensity. The transcript is spliced from 2 exons. Lineage: Eukaryota; Viridiplantae; Streptophyta; Magnoliopsida; Brassicales; Brassicaceae. The coding region runs from base 112 to 729 and encodes 205 amino acids. The record is from RefSeq and is a predicted model, not a curated record.
ACCUCACAAAAAACGACACGACGUGUACUCUUUAGUCACCAUGUAGAUUCCUCCUCCUUUUCUAAUUCACUCAAAUUCUCUCUCAAAGAUUCCUCGGAUCAUUCAUCGGAAAUGGCUAUGGCGACGCGUACGAUUCGAUUCCAGUUACCGUCACUUGUUACUAGAUGCCAGUCAUCGGAACCGAUUAAGCAGAUCCAGAUCCAGCAGCGACCGAGAGGAGGCGAUUUGGCCGAGAACGGGAAGAUCGUGCUUCAGCCGAGGCUCUGCACGCUGAGAUCUUAUGGAUCUGAGCCAGGUGCGAUGGUCGUCGCCAGAAAAGACGGCGGAGAUGGCGGCGGAGGAGGAGGAGGAGGAUCUGAGGCGGAGUUAGCGACGCCGUUUUUCGAAACGCUCAAUGAUUACAUAGAGAGCUCGAAGAAGAGUCAGGACUUUGAAACAAUCUCCGGCCGACUCGCCAUGAUUGUGUUUGCGGCGACUGUGGCGGAGGAGGUUGUUACUGGGAACUCGUUGUUCAAGAAGCUGGACGUGGAGGGAUUGAGUGAAGCCAUUGGAGCGGGUCUUGGAGCGAUGGGAUUCGCAGCCAUAUUCGCCUGGUUAACGAUUUCUCGGAACCGAGUCGGACGGAUCUUCACAGUGAGUUGCAACUCGUUCAUUGACUCGUUGGUUGAUCAGAUCGUCGAUGGUUUGUUCUACGACACUGAGCCUAGUGAUUGGUCCGAUGAUCUUUAGAUUUCAUAAAUUAUAUAAAUGUUUGUAUAAUAACCACUGUACACGGUCUAUAAUAGUUAUUAUAUAGUUUUGAUCUUCAACCAUCGUUUCUUCAUGGUGCUUGAAGAUGAUAUUGAAAGUCUGUAACUUUUGCAUCUAUAUAUAUAAAAGGUAUGGAAUUUU